AAUAAAUUCAGUUUGUUUAAAUUGUGCGUUGUAAACAGUUCAGUUAUAUCAGUUGCCGACAAUUCAUAUCCAGAUUAUACUAUACGACAAUAUUCUAUAUAUCCGUAUUUAACUAAUCAUGGCAUCGAGUUGUACCGAAAGUCCUGCUCUUCAAAGCGAUUCCAGUGAGCGGACCUGCUUCAUGGAGAAAUUAAUGGCGAAAAUAUUUAGCUUCUACGACGAACAGUCUCUAAUCGAUGUGACAUUUAAAGUUUCGAACCCAACGGCUCUUGUACCCGCGCAUCGUUUGGUACUCGCAGCAGCGAGUCCUUACUUCGAGGACCUUUUCAAUGGCGCUCAAGGCACUAAUCCUGUCAUAGAGAUAAAUGAUAUCGAUAGCGAUAUUUUUGAGCGUCUAAUAACAUUUUGUUACACCGGUCAGACCCUCAUUACCGUUAACAAUGUCGGUGACAUGCUAAAGGCGGCAAUCGUUUUGCAAUUGGACGAUGCCAUAACCUCUUGUGUGGACUACCUCGUGUCCCACAUUAAUGAAUACACUAUACAGGGCGUUUAUACGCUAGAGCGUGAAACGCAGUGCGAACUUUUUAAGCAGAAAAUCAUUGAAUAUGAAACACAGAAUUUCGUGGAGAUCAGCCAAAGCGAUGAGUUUCUGAAUUUUGAUUUUGAAAAAAUGCAACGUAUUCUGGAAUCUGACAAUUUGAAUAUAACUCGUGAGGAAGAUGCCUUCGAUGCCAUAAAACGCUGGUUCAAUUUUGAUGUUGCUGCGCGUCAAGAACAACUGCCACUUUUAAUAGCUUGUCUCCGGCUUACCCAAUUCGAUGCGGAAUUUCUGUUGACACACAUACAACCUCUACCUGGUUGUGAACUGCUGGCCUUCAAGGCGAUAUCGUGGAUCAGAGAGCCUGCAGCACGGACAAAGAUAAAUAUGCGAUUUACAGAACCACGUGGGGUCAGUGCUGCAAAUUGUGGUGAGAAAACAUUGCUGGCGGUUUGCUUUGAGUUAUUUGCGAUUAAUCCCAAGCUGCAACAAUAUAACAAAGCUGAAGAUAAGUGGCAGGAAUAUGCAAGUUUGGAAAUCGAUUACCAUAGGUAUAGAACUAUCUUAAAGGAUGGUAAUUUAUUAUUUAUUGGCGGUGAAAAAACUAGUGCCACAUUAAACAUCGUCCGCAGCUGGAAUAUACGGAAUAAGGCAUGGCAAGAUUUGCCUACCAUGAAACAAGCAAGACACUCACACUGCGUUGUCGAAUUAGAUGACAAAAUCUACGCGAUUGGUGGUUGCGAUGGUGGAAAGACUCUAUCGUCAGUGGAAAGAUAUACGACUUACGAUGGUUGGCAGUUCGUGAACAGCUUGAUUGUUGGACGAUAUGGCGCACGUGCAGUGAAAUUGAAUGGUAAAAUAUACAUAAUGGGCGGUAGUAAUGACGAUGUGGGCUUAAAGUCCGUCGAAUGCUACAACCCGCAUUUGAAUAUUUGGAUUCCUUGCGCGGAUAUGACAGAAAGUCCCACAUUACCUGGUGCAGCUGCACAUAAAGGUCACGUUUAUGUUUUAGGCAGUUACGGUGAUAACAGAACUGUUGAACGUUACGAUCCUCAGCAGGACACAUGGUCUAAGAUUUGCUCUUUGGAAGUUGGCAUUGGUUCUACAGCUUGCGCAUCGCUAGACAAUAAACUAUGGGUUAUUACUGGUAACUUCCUUCCUGGGAAGUCAUGUGUAUCAGUCUAUGACGAGGAAAAUGACCGUUGGGAACAGAAGUUCGCAUUGCCCGAACGAAAUAUUCAUUCCUUAUUUGUUGUACCUGAAGCCUUACUGAAGUCGAAUGAGUAACCAAUAUUAAUAAAUAUAUUUUUUGUUAUAAAUUCUCUUAUAAAAAAUACCAAAA
This is a messenger RNA of Bactrocera tryoni, 1880 nucleotides long. Its product is annotated as kelch-like protein 17. The coding region runs from base 119 to 1825 and encodes 568 amino acids. Gene Ontology annotation, molecular function: protein binding. The record is from RefSeq and is a predicted model, not a curated record. The transcript has 8 exons. Lineage: Eukaryota; Metazoa; Arthropoda; Insecta; Diptera; Tephritidae.